Mustela erminea (ermine) is the source of this 3444-nucleotide messenger RNA. It is a transcript of the gene DCAF6, whose product is annotated as DDB1 and CUL4 associated factor 6. Gene Ontology annotation, cellular component: cytoplasm; Cul4-RING E3 ubiquitin ligase complex. The record is from RefSeq and is a predicted model, not a curated record. Lineage: Eukaryota; Metazoa; Chordata; Mammalia; Carnivora; Mustelidae. Gene Ontology annotation, molecular function: protein binding. The transcript is spliced from 22 exons. Gene Ontology annotation, biological process: positive regulation of transcription by RNA polymerase II. Bases 194 to 3043 code for a protein of 949 amino acids.
GGAGCAUGAGGCGAGCGCCGGCCCGGGCGAGGCGCGGCUUCGGGGGCCGGGGCGCCGCCGCCGUCUGAGCCGCUGCGCCCGCGAGGCCCGGCGCGCGGAUGGUGCCGGAGCGGCUCGGCUGCUGACCGCGCGUCCCGCCCUCCCGCCCCUCCCCCACGCGGUGGUCUCCCCUCCGGCCCCGCCCGGCAGAGCCAUGUCUCGGGGCGGCUCCUGCCCACACCUGUUGUGGGACGUGAGGAAGCGGUCCCUCGGGCUGGAGGACCCGUCCCGGCUGCGGAGCCGCUACCUGGGAAGAAGAGAAUUUAUCCAAAGACUGAAACUUGAAGCAACCCUGAAUGUGCAUGAUGGCUGUGUUAAUACAAUCUGUUGGAAUGAGACUGGAGAAUAUAUUUUAUCUGGCUCAGAUGACACCAAGUUAGUAAUCAGUAAUCCUUACAGCAGAAAGGUUUUGACAACAAUUCGUUCAGGGCACCGAGCAAAUAUAUUUAGUGCAAAGUUCUUACCAUGCACAAAUGAUAAGCAGAUUGUGUCCUGCUCUGGGGAUGGAGUAAUAUUUUAUACUAAUGUUGAGCAAGAUGCAGAAACCAACAGACAAUGCCAAUUUACGUGCCAUUAUGGAACUACCUAUGAGAUUAUGACUGUGCCCAAUGACCCAUAUACUUUUCUCUCUUGUGGUGAAGAUGGAACUGUUCGGUGGUUUGAUACACGUAUCAAAACUAGCUGCACAAAAGAAGAUUGCAAAGAUGAUAUUUUAAUUAACUGCCGACGUGCUGCCACAUCUGUCGCUAUUUGCCCACCGAUACCAUAUUACCUUGCUGUUGGCUGUUCAGAUAGCUCAGUACGAAUAUAUGAUCGGCGAAUGCUGGGCACAAGAGCCACAGGGAAUUAUGCAGGUCGAGGAACUACUGGAAUGGUUGCCCGUUUUAUCCCUUCCCAUCUUAAUAAUAAGUCCUGCAGGGUGACAUCGCUGUGUUACAGUGAAGAUGGCAGAGAGAUUCUUGUUAGUUACUCUUCAGAUUACAUAUAUCUUUUUGACCCGAAAGAUGAUACAGCGCGAGAACUUAAGACUCCUUCUGCGGAAGAAAGAAGAGAAGAGCUACGACAGCCUCCAGUGAAGCGUUUGAGACUUCGUGGGGAUUGGUCAGAUACUGGACCUCGAGCGAGGCCUGAGAGUGAACGAGAACGAGAUGGUGAGCAAAGUCCCAACGUGUCACUGAUGCAGAGAAUGUCUGACAUGCUGUCGAGGUGGUUUGAAGAAGCAAGCGAAGUUGCACAGAGCAACGGAGGACGAGGACGGUCUCGGCCACGAGGUGGAACGAGCCAGUCGGAUGUGUCCGCUCUUCCUACGGCCCGCUCAAGCGCUGGUUUGGAAGUGGGGGAAAGUGCGAUGGAAGUAGAUCCUUCGGCUGGCCAGUCGCUUGAGCCUUCCACGUCCCCUGCAGUGUCUGCGCAGGCUCACCUGACGCCCUCCUCUACAGAAAGCCCUCCUCCUGCUUCCUCGCUGUCUUCCCCAGACCGUGAGCACAGGCAGCCUGUGGAGGCAUCUGGACGCCGCACGCAUCAUCAGUCUGAAUUCUUGCGGGGGCCUGAGAUAGCUCUGCUCCGCAAGCGCCUGCAACAGCUGAGGCUUAAGAGGGCUGAGCAGCAGAGGCAGCAAGAACUGGCUGCGUGCGCCCAGCGGCCUUCCACUUCCGAGCAGUCCUCUCCCGAGGGCUCUUCACAGGACCCGCAGGCUUCAGAUUCUCCUUCUUCUGUGGUUAACAAACAGCUCGGAUCCAUGUCACUUGACGAGCAACAGGAUAACAAUAAUGAAAAGCUGAGCCCCAAACCAGGGACAGGUGAACCAGUUUUAAGUUUGCACUACAGCACAGAAGGAACAACUACAAGCACAAUAAAACUGAACUUUACAGAUGAAUGGAGCAGUACUGCCUCAAGUUCUAGAGGGAAUGGAAGCCACUGCAAAUCUGAGGGUCAGGAGGGACCCUUGGCCCCAGAGAGCUCAGUGCAGCCACCGGGAGACAGCGACACCAAAGUUCUUGAAGAACCAUCAGAGGAUGUGACCUCAUGUCAGGAAGGUACCUCUGCAGAAAGCACAGUUGAGAACCGUGUAGACACAGCACAGUCAGAUACACUCAAAUCUGAGCCCUUGGAUUCCAGCUCAGGAGAAAGAAAUGACUUCAAUCUUGAUAGUUCCUAUGGGGUUCCAGAAGAACCCACUUUGUCUGAACAAGACAAAGAACCAGGAACUCCAGAGCAGACUAGCACUGAAGGUGCUACCAGUCGAAACCCCACCAGUCCUGAGCCUCAGUCACAAACAGAAGCCAUCGGGCCUUCGGCUCCUGAGGAGACAUUAGCCAGGGACUCUGCUCUCCCGGACACAGAUGACAGUGACGACGACCCAGUCCUGAUCCCAGGUGCAAGGUAUCGAGCCGGACCUGGUGACAGAUUUAAUAUCAGAGGAACAACAGUAGGUGAUAGAAUAAUGAGACGCUCUGCUGUUGCCCGCAUCCAGGAGUUCUUCAGGCGGAGGAAAGAAAGGAAAGAAAUGGAAGAAUUGGAUACUUUGAACAUUAGAAGGCCACUAGUAAAGAUGGUUUAUAAGGGCCAUCGCAACUCCAGGACAAUGAUAAAAGAAGCCAAUUUCUGGGGCGCUAACUUCGUGAUGAGCGGCUCGGACUGCGGCCACAUCUUCAUCUGGGACCGCCGCACCGCUGAGCACCUGAUGCUUCUGGAGGCCGACGACCACGUGGUCAACUGCCUGCAGCCGCAUCCGUUUGACCCAAUUCUAGCCUCAUCUGGCAUAGAUUAUGACAUAAAGAUCUGGUCACCACUAGAAGAGUCCAGGAUUUUUAACCGAAAACUUGCUGAUGAAGUUAUAACUCGAAACGAACUCAUGCUGGAAGAGACCAGAAACACCAUCACGGUCCCGGCCUCUUUCAUGCUGCGGAUGCUGGCUUCGCUGAAUCAUAUCCGAGCCGACCGGCUGGAGGGCGACAGAUCAGAAGGCUCCGGUCGGGACGAUGAAAGCGAGGAUGAGGAAUAACCAGCUCUGAGCGGCGAGCACUCGACGGUCUGAGAUUUGUAGAAGACAUUCAUUGUCUUUUUUCUUUACAGAGCUUUAGUGCAAUUUAAGGUUAUGGUGUUUCAGAGUUUUUCCCUUUUUCGGGAUAACCUAACAUUGGUUUGCAAUGAUUGUGUGCAUGGAUUUGGGAGAGUGUGUCAAACAAAACUAGCAAAAUGUUUUAAAAACUUCUUGCCAUGUGUGAGGAGUGCUAGAAAAUGCAAAGUGCAAUAUUUUCCCUAACCUUCAGAUAUGAGCGCUUGGAUCAGUGUGGAAGAGUAAUUUUCAUUAUAGUGAAAAUGUUGGUCAAAUGAAUUUCUACACUUGCCAUUUGCAUGUUUGUUGCUUUCUAAUUAAAGAAGUUGGUUGUUUUAAGAUAUCCU